GCGGUAGUAGUGGGGGGAGCACUGGGAGGACCGAAUUCAAACAAGUUGGUGUUUACUUUCUAAAGGAUUUCUUGUUUCGUCAGUUUCGAUAGUGUCACAGAACAGACGAUCAGAAAACGAACGGAGUGUUCUAGUGUCGCACUAAAUCGGGUUGUGGAUGUGGAGUGAGCUUAAAAAAUUUCGGUUUCGAUUUGUUUAAGUUGUUUCCCCCUAACCUGUGAAAUUUUCCGUUUUCGGCAGGCCUCUGGGCCAGCCAGGUACAUAAUUUUAAAAAAAUAGUGAUGGUUUCAUUGACAGCAAUGCUUGUGUCGGUGGCAGAGUUUUCCAACAUCAUCUCAGUUUUAGCUGUUUUUAUGUGUUUUUGUGGAAUGUUCCUCUUGAUAAUGAGGAACAUGACGUUGUUUUGGCUUCACGGUGAAGAGCUCAUGUUCGGAACAUCAGUACACACCGUGCAACAGAGGAUACCACAGAUGAAAAUGAUGAAAGUUCACAUCCCUUUCACAUUUAAACUUCAGUACGCCUCAAAAUCUUCUUAUGCCGAAGUGCAGUUUUUGUUUUCUAGUCAAGUGCCUUACACGUUGCAAGCGUUCUGGGGAGUCUCGAUCCGCGAACUCCACUUGUUCCUGUGGCGGCCGUGGAACAAAUUCAACGCCUCCCUCCAGCAAGGCGUCAUGCUUCAGGGCCACUACCAACAAAGAAGUCGUGUCAUACAUGAGCAAAACAAACACGCAGAAAAGACGCUAAGGCUGUGUCUCCCAAAACCAGAUUUGGAACUUGGACCUCCUCCGAGACUAUGCUACCCGCUUGUUAUCUUUCUCGUCCGAAGAGAUAAUCCCACUUCUCUUCAUCCAGAUGAAACGGUGGCACUAGUGAGCGUCGUUCACAUUAAAGAUGAUGAUUGUACUCUUCCCACCAGUAUCUUGGCGCAGUAUUUGAAACAAGCCAAUGGACAGUUAUCGUCUCUAAAACAAUUAUAUUUAGCGACUGGAAAUGUAUCCAAUUAUGAAGAGGUUGUCAACGAAUCCGCAUUUUCAGUUUGCGAACAGCUUUGUGUUGUGUGUCAGUUUUUCCCUCUCUCUCGAGCAUUAUUGCCUUGCAGACACACUUGUGUUUGCGCUUCGUGUUUUGUGAAGCUCGACACCUGUCCAAUGUGCAGAGCUCCCAUCAAAUCGUACUUCACCGUCCGCUCUGAAGAAUACCUGACAGAUAGCUCGGAAAAAACGAUAUCAUCACAUCCUGAACGAUUAACUCAGUGGCUGCAGGAUAGAUUAACAGAUUUUAUAGGAUUUCAUCGGUAGGAAAGGUCACUUGCAAUGAACUAGCUCCAUGUUAGUCAUUCUGUAAUCACUUCACAUCUUGAUGUGCAAGCCAGACACGUUCCAUGUGAUAGAAGCCGAAGGAAUUAUGUCUGAUGACUAAAUUUUAUUUUUCAUCAUAGCCACUGGAUGAAAUGACUGGUCUUUUUUAAAUCUUACAAUCUUGA
Molecule: messenger RNA, 1483 nt
Organism: Bemisia tabaci
Lineage: Eukaryota; Metazoa; Arthropoda; Insecta; Hemiptera; Aleyrodidae
Product: cell growth regulator with RING finger domain protein 1
Biological process (GO): negative regulation of cell growth
Source: RefSeq, a predicted model, not a curated record